CAUUUUAAACUCAACCAAGAAGAAGUCACGUAUGCUUGAGACAUUAAUAAAUGUGUUGCUGUUGGAGGCAACUACUUUCUAAAAAGAAUUUAUUCUUUGAUAUUUAGUUGCUUUACUGUUGUGUUCUCCAUUUUCACAUUUCUGAUAUUUUUAUUUUGAACUUUGGCAAGCAAAAGUGGUUACUUCUACGAUAUGUGAGCUGUAUUAUUCCCUGUUAAUGCACAGAUGGAGGUGAAUUGAUUUGUAGUGUCAAAAGUAAUUUUUUGCAGGUAAACCAAAAAAUGAAUUCUUUUGCACUUCAUCAUAAUGUUCUCAUUCAAGCAGGAAGUACUGUUUUUCUUUGAUGAUGAAGUCUCAUUUCCAUACUUUACAAAAAGAGGAAGAAAACCAAAAGAGUCUUUACCCACAAAUUUGCAAGAAGUACGGUCAGUUGAAGUAGAGGAUAAGCUAAACACUUUUUUAAAUAAACAAAAACGCAAGCCUCUGAUAAACAAUUUAAACUUGGUAUUUUUAAAGAAGAAACAAGGUGGUAAGACCAAUCUUCAUGAAGAUGCUGCAAAACAACAAGGAGUAAAAAAAAAAUCUAAGAAAGCCAAGAAAAUAGCAAAAGUUUUUUUGGAACACUUUAUUGACAGCGAAGAUGAAGACGAUGGAAAGUUUUUGUUUGAAGAAACCAAAUUUUCUGCCACACAUAUCCUAUCUCAGUUAGGAAAACUAUUGGAUAUAAUUAAUUGUAAAGUUAAAGAAGUCUUACUUUUGGAAAAGAAAGUUGAAACUCCAAAGGCCAAUUUAAAAUUUCAGCAAAAUAAUUCUAAUUUGAUUUGGGAUUUUAACAAUAACUUACAAAUACCCAAGAAGCGUACCGAUAGCACUGUCUUUAUUGACAUUAAUUUGCCAGAAAAUAUUAUUUAUUUAGUCAAGUUAGAAUAUAGAGAUUUAAUUAAACAUACAGUUUACACAUCUAGAGCAUGGCAGACUCAAGCAUAUAAAGAUAUUGUUGAAAAUCCACCUAAUCCACAAAUAAAAAAUAUUGAUUCCGGAGUAUUUUCGAUUCCACCAACAGCUAUGAGUGGCGUAUAUAUUAAAUCAGACUCAGAGGAUGAGAAAAUAGAGAAGCUCCGAAAAAAUAAAGUUAAAUUAGAACUUUCUCAUUCAGUUUUGAAUAAUAAAUUAAGUAAGGAAAGUGGAAUGACCAGCGAUUCUGAUGGACCAGCUAUUAUUGCAUAUCGUCGAGAAACAAUGUCUCCUUUACAUAACGUGCCAAGGCCUAAAACAAGAUUUGAGACAUACUAUUCUGCAGAAAAAGAUUCUGACAUUAAGAAGAUUAGCAUUGUAAAAGAGCAUAAAGAAAAGGAGGAUAAAAUUGAAGAUGUACCCAUUCCACCACUGAACCAGCAAAUGAUAAGCUUUGCAGUGUCAUCAAGAGUUUGUCACGAAAAAGGUUGGGUUGUACAACCCUCAGUAUUUAAUGAUCCUGAACACCAGACUUUGUUAGUAUGGGCCAGAGGAAGACUGCAACAAGCCAUGAAACAGAAGGAGCAGGAAGAACUUGAAGCUGCACAGAGUUUGAAAACACUUACAGAGUGCUCUUGUAGAUAUUACGGAGAUACAAAAUAUGAAAUACAAAUAAGGUACAAACAAGGUACUGCUCAAGCUAAACGUCUGAGAGAACAAAAACAACAGGAGGAAAAGGUUCCAUUUAUGAUGACACUUUCUGAUGGUACUAUCACUAUCCUUUAUCCAUCUGGCAAAACUGCUGUUAUCAGUUCUGCGUCUGCUAGGGGUAAUUACACCUUUGUUUAUGAUGGCAGCGAGAAAUCUAGAUUGCUUGCACAUUUUACUCCCAUUGGACGUGGAGUUUGUUAUCAUAAAAAUGGACAAAUUUUAUUUAUAUCGAUGAGUAAAUUUGGUUUUUGCCAUGAUGAGAUUGGUGCAGUUGUAAACAAAUGGAAAUGGUCAAUUGCAAAAUCGAUUCCACGCCUAUCUUUCCAACUAAAUUCUUUCAUAACAUUCCGAUGCAACAGCAAGUCUUCAAUGCAUCUUGUCGUCAACAUUAAUGGCGAACAUGCAAAGAUACAACUUGGACCAUCUUCAAAUGAUGUUGCAGAACCAAACUUAUCUGAGAUGGGAAUGCUUGCGACAUUGGAGAAGUUUUCCUCUCAAGCAGCCAUUCAGUUGUCAGCACUGUCGAAGAAGAAAGAAUUAGGAAAGAAGCAAACGAAAAAAGAAAAAGUUAGGAACUUUACUUCUGAUAUUCAAGAAGAACGCACACACGAGUUUGAGGUGAGAUUUCCAAAUGCCAAAAAAGAAAUCGAAUUCGUCAGUUCUCAUCAAUCAGAAUUGAAAGGAUUGCAAAGAAAAUUUAAGAACACAGUGUUUAAUUGGAUGGAGCAUUACCGUGUGGCAACUGGUGUUUCAUCUCCAUAUAAAACGAGAAAGAUACAGAGAGAUCUAACUCAAUCAGCUAUGUUACUACCUGCCAAGGCAUCACAGGAGUUGUGGAAGCAACCACGAUCAAGAGUACCUUCUGCACCAACCACUCUCUCUGAAAUGUCUAGGUUAAAACUUACCUCUCACUCCAACCGUCGACCACACACUUCCGCAGGUGAUUACAAAACUGUGAUGAAAGACCGCCUUGUAAACCAUGAUGCACUUGCACUUGCACGCCCUCGCUCGUCUAUUUCGUCAAGGAGUCCUUCUCCGUUCAAGUGUGGUAUAUUGCAACAAAGUUCAAAAACAAAACCUGUUCUGCCUAAAGAAGGCUGCCCUUUAGCGUUACGUUCAGAGUUGCUUGGUGAAGGACAAACACAGUGCAAGUGUAAUAAAAGAAGGAUUGCUGAGUUAACUGAUGUGGAAUUUGAUUUGUUCUUAAAGAAAACUCCAAAAACACAGUUGCUUGUUAUAAGUAUUGUAAAUUCUGGCUCCUGUAAUAGUCCGGUGGAUGCAACAAUCGAUUCUUUACAUUGUGAGAUAAAUAAAAACAGGACCAUACCCUGCGUACAGGCUCGUUAUGACGCAUACCGUUUAUUCAGAUAUAUCAUACCGUCUGUAGUAACAGAGAGUUGUAUUCCUCUUCUUGUAUCAAGACAUAAUGUUGUGCCUGGAAUGUUUAUGAUUUUUCAAGGUGGUAAGCUGUUGUUUGUUGAUUAUAUUUUUGAUGGUUAUGGAAAUACAAGAAAAAAUUUUCUUAGACAGAUCUCCCGAUCUCGUGCUGAUGCAACGAAAGGAAGAUUCCUUCCAGCUGAUUUUCGAUUUAAUCCUAUUCGUGGACAAGUGUUCGUAAACAAAUUAACACAAAACACCUGUGCAGGAGAGGUAGCCAGACCUAGUAUAACGAUCAACGACGGAGAGUUUAAACAAUCGCUGUCUCCGAGUAGCCAAUCGGGUUUUGUUUCACCUGAAUCAUCAAAUGACACUGUCAGAAGCAAAAUAGCUACUGGUACAAAGAAAAGCUCGCUAAACCAUGAAACUGUGGCAGUGAAAAACAGUUACAAUAAGAUUAUAUCGAGUUAACUUUGCUUGGUUUAUGUUAAAAGGGUUAGAGUUUAAAUAAACAAACCCAUGUAGUUAUCGAGGACUAUUCUUCCAAAAGGUCCUGUCAAGGUGAGACAAGGCGGAGAUGCUAGCUGACUCAAUUAUGUGCAGCAAGCUAGUCAUAGUGUAUGAUUGGAAGAAGAAUGGAAGCGUCUUGCGUUGAUUUAUUAAGGUGUUUUUUACUCAAUUUAAGUUCAAGAGAAAAUUAUAUUGCGUUUACUUUGUUGAACCUGAUGCUGUUUGCAUAGUUUCACAUAUUUUUACCUACACAAAGUUCUUUAAUUUAAUUGUUCAUAUACGUUAGACUGUAGAUGACAUAAAAAAAGAAAAAUAGAAGCUAAAUAUCCUAUCUAGUAUGUUCUCCUGAAUAAAAGUUAUUGCUAUGGUAGGAUAUCUUUUUGGGACAAAGAACUAUAAAUAAGAGUUGGAAGAUUUUAGUUUAUCGACAACCUCUAUCCCGGGUAUAUACAGUAGUUUUUUGACAUGAGGAUGAUCGCCCUAUUAUCAAAAAUGGUACAGGCCCUGGGAUCGAGUUUGGUUUUUUAUGUGUUAUCUUGUGUAAAUAAUGUAUUAUUUAUAUGCCUGACAUAAUGUAAUGUCGAACAAUGUGAUAAACGGGAAAAAAAUGUUAGUUAUUCUUUCUCACCUUCAAUUAAUCAGUUUUGGUGAUCCAAAAUUUAAUUCUUCUAAAGUAGCACUUAGUCAAGAUGUAAUUCGUCGAAAAAAUGCAAAAUUCGCUUUUCGUGAAAUUAAAUAUGUGCCGAAAUUACUUUGUUAAAGGAGGUCCUAAGUUUCUACAGUCCAUAUCUGCUAAUUCGAAUGCUGGUAAUGGAAAUAUUCACUAAUUCGAACAAAUAUAUUUGUCU
This is a messenger RNA of Hydractinia symbiolongicarpus, 4400 nucleotides long. RefSeq lists its product as uncharacterized. Lineage: Eukaryota; Metazoa; Cnidaria; Hydrozoa; Anthoathecata; Hydractiniidae. The transcript is spliced from 22 exons. The record is from RefSeq and is a predicted model, not a curated record. The coding region runs from base 307 to 3513 and encodes 1068 amino acids.